AUGCAGGACGUCCGUCGCGCUCUGAGCAAAGCCACAGAGUCUACAGAAACUCGAACAAGGUCAGGCACAACCAAACGCUAUCUCGAGGAUACCAAGGAGAUACUCGAGAACAUCAGCAAGAAGAUGGAGCCAGUCGUGGCUGGACUUGAAAAGGAGAUCAACGACUCUGUUCAGAUCUCAAUCAACCUGAUCAAAGCACAAAUUGAACAGCGCAAGGCCGACAUCGAAAAGGCCAACGAGUGCAAGAAGCGCCAGUUCAAGAACUACCAGCUCUACCACAAAGCCGUCAAGUCGGUGGAAGAACCCAAGUCUGGAGAGAUCGACCAGUGUGUUGGAGCGAUCUACUGCGAUGGACACGAUUGGCUUACUGAGAGCAUUGCUCGCUGGGAGGAAGAGAACAAGAAGGCUGAAGGCGAGAUUCGCAAGCUCGAGUGGCUCAUGAAGGGUUGA
Molecule: messenger RNA, 450 nt
Organism: Aureobasidium melanogenum CBS 110374
Lineage: Eukaryota; Fungi; Ascomycota; Dothideomycetes; Dothideales; Saccotheciaceae
Exons: 2
Coding region: 1-450 (149 amino acids)
Source: RefSeq, a predicted model, not a curated record